Blepharisma stoltei is the source of this 1335-nucleotide messenger RNA. The record is from the annotation of a GenBank genome assembly. Lineage: Eukaryota; Ciliophora; Heterotrichea; Heterotrichida; Blepharismidae.
AUGAGAGAGAUUGUUCAUGUGCAAGGAGGACAAUGCGGCAACCAGAUCGGUGCCAAGUUCUGGGAAGUCAUUUCUGACGAACACGGAAUUGACCCUACUGGUACCUACCACGGAGACUCCGACCUUCAGCUUGAAAGAAUUAAUGUCUACUACAAUGAAGCCACUGGAGGCAGAUACGUCCCAAGAGCAGUCCUUAUGGAUCUUGAGCCAGGCACCAUGGACUCAGUCAGAGCUGGCCCAUUCGGACAACUCUUCCGCCCUGACAACUUUGUUUUCGGACAAAGUGGAGCUGGUAACAACUGGGCAAAAGGACACUACACUGAAGGCGCUGAGCUCAUUGACACAGUUCUUGAUGUUGUCAGAAAAGAAGCUGAAGGUUGCGACUGCUUGCAAGGUUUCCAGAUCACCCACUCCCUUGGAGGUGGCACUGGCUCUGGUAUGGGCACUCUUUUGAUCUCAAAGGUCAGAGAAGAGUAUCCAGACAGAAUCAUGGAGACCUUCUCAGUCUUCCCAAGCCCUAAAGUCUCAGAUACCGUCGUAGAGCCUUACAAUGCAACUCUUUCAGUCCACCAACUUGUCGAAAACUCUGAUGAAGUCAUGGUCAUUGACAACGAAGCUUUGUACGACAUUUGCUUCAGAACCCUCAAGCUGACCACCCCAACCUAUGGAGAUUUGAACCACCUUGUCAGUGCCUCCAUGUCUGGAGUUACCUGCUCAAUCAGGUUCCCAGGCCAACUGAACGCUGAUUUAAGAAAACUCGCUGUCAACUUGAUCCCAUUCCCAAGACUUCACUUCUUCAUGAUUGGCUUUGCUCCUUUGACCUCCAGAGGUUCCCAACAAUACAGAGCCUUAACAGUCCCAGAACUCACCCAACAAAUGUUCGAUGCCAAGAACAUGAUGUGCGCCAGUGACCCAAGACACGGUAGAUACCUGACUGCAGCCGCCAUUUUCAGAGGAAGAAUGUCAACCAAAGAAGUCGACGAGCAGAUGUUGAACGUGCAAAACAAGAACUCCAGCUACUUCGUCGAGUGGAUCCCUAACAACAUGAAGUCUUCAGUCUGCGAUAUUCCACCUAAAGGACUUAAGAUGGCCGUCACUUUCAUUGGCAACUCUACUGCAAUUCAAGAGAUGUUCAAGAGAGUCGCCGAACAGUUCACUGCAAUGUUCAGAAGAAAAGCUUUCUUGCAUUGGUACACUGGUGAAGGUAUGGACGAGAUGGAAUUCACUGAAGCUGAAAGCAACAUGAACGAUUUGGUCAGUGAAUACCAACAAUACCAAGACGCAACCGCUGAAGAAGAAGGAGAAUUCGAUGAGGAAGAAGAAGCAGCUGCAUAA